Messenger RNA from Leguminivora glycinivorella, 2688 nucleotides. RefSeq lists its product as uncharacterized. Lineage: Eukaryota; Metazoa; Arthropoda; Insecta; Lepidoptera; Tortricidae. The coding region runs from base 1 to 2607 and encodes 868 amino acids. The transcript has 4 exons. The record is from RefSeq and is a predicted model, not a curated record.
AUGGGGAAAGACAAAAAAUACCAAUGCCUUCAAAAACGAAAAAAAUGGAACCGUUGCGUUUUACAGAAUGCAAGAGAAGCUCUAAGAUUGAAAAAGCUACAAGUUUCAAAUAAUAGUAAUGCUCCUAUAAGUAAUGGUCCCAAUGUUCAACAAACCGAUCCCUUCAACGAGAUCAAUGACCAAACUUUAGAUGACAAUGACCAAACAACAUUUCAAAAUGAUAACGGUAAAUCACCACAACAAAAUGUACAGUUUGAUGAAGAGAUUGAAGAGCGGAAUGAGGCGGAAGAAAUAUCCCUUACAAUAGAAAAAGAAAUAGAAGAUUCCGAAGUACCUAAUUAUGUCGUUCAGGGGCGGAGAGUGAUUGAUUUUGAAUAUUUUAUGACACAGUUAACUGCUAUUGAAUCACAUGGUGAUAAAUUCGGUUGUAGGCUGAGCAAUCUGAAAAUAGUUCAAGAAAAACAAACCGGACUCAAAUCGGUAUUUUCUUAUAAAUGUCGUAUGUGCGGUUUAAAAUUUGUACUUAACACUUGCGACGAUGAUGCUAUGAAACUCGACGUCAACGCUGGAGCAGUAUCUGGAGCAAUCGUGACCGGAAUUGGAUGGUCAAAUCUUAAUGAAAUCAAUGCCUCGAUGGAUUUACCAACUAUGUCGUUCAAUUUGUACAGCUCUACACACGACGAUGUUGCAGAAAUAUGGCGUAUAACUGCUGAGCAAACUAUGCAGAAAGCUGCCGAAGAUGAACGAGAAGCCGCAAUAAUACGGGGCGAUGUCAAUGAUGCAGGAAUAGCAAUGAUACCAGUAGAAGCAGACGCCUGUUGGAGUAAACGUUCAUACAGAACAAAUUACUCUGCUUUAUCUGGUGUGGCAGCCAUCGUUGGCGAACAUACCGGUAAAGUAUUGCAUGUUGGGGUACGUAAUCGGUAUUGCGUGAUAUGUGCACGUGCUCAAAAAAAAAAGGUUCCUCCUCGUGAACAUCAGUGCAGUAAAAAUCAUCAUGGGUCAGCCACAAGCAUGGAGUCAGCGAUAUUAGUAGAAGGUUUUAAAUGUUCAAUUGCAGAAAGAAAUUUAAUAUACAAAACUUUGAUAGCCGAUGGAGAUUCCAGCACCUACAAGAGUAUUCUUGAGAGUCGACCAUAUCCGGACGUACAUAUUGAAAAAAUAGAGUGCACUAAUCACCUGUUGCGAAACUAUAACGGUAAAAACAUGCAAUUGCAAAAAGAUACUUCGAUCCCAUUACGUGAACGCAAACUCCUAACAGAUGAUCGGCUUACAAGACUCCGUACAGCUAUUCGCUCGGCGAGCAAAUUCAGAAGAAACGAAAACAACUCCAUCGAAACUAAAAUUAAAAACUUACAAGUGGACAUCAUGAACAGUAUACGCCAUAUUUUUGGAGACCACGGGGACUGUGCUGAUUAUUAUUGCACGCAACAACGAAAAACUGAGCAAAAUUUAGUUCCACUCGUACCUUGUUUGCUGACAAAACUACAAAAGAACGCAUCGAAAUUGGCACUCCACUCUAGAAGUCUGUUAGCAAACUAUACUAACAACCGAGCUGAGCAAUUUAACAGCAUGAUUGCAAAAGUAGUAGGUGGCAAGAGGAUAAAUUACUCAUUGAAAAAUUCAUACAAAGCACGAUGCUAUGCUGCAAUUGUGGCUUUUAAUACCGGAAAAGCACAGCACACUUUGUAUAAAACACUUUGGAAUAAGAGUCCUGGACUAUCUUUGAAACGUGUGGAGGGAAAGAGACAUGCGCAAAACACGCUUCGCUCAGAGAAACCUAAGCGCUGUAGAAAAAAAAUCCUCUUCACCAAAACUGACGGGCACUACGGCCAGGAAUGCCAGCGCCCAGAUAUGGACCAAAAAGACUUUGAUCAGGCCAAAGAUCUUUUCUUGAACCAUUUAAAAAAACAGGCAGCUAACCGGUCCGAAAUAGAACGCAGCACUGUUCUACAGGCUGAAAGCGCAUUGUGGUUAGAAUUGAGGAGGUGCAUUCUAACAGCAUCGAUAUUUGCGAAAAUAUGCAAGAGACGCGCCAACCUGAAUUCGGCACCUUUGGUCAAAACAGUUUUAUAUAAUUAUGACUUGAGCCAUGUUCCUUCCAUAAAACAUGGAAAGGAGAAUGAAGGAGAGGCUCUGGCGCAACUUGCUGCACAAGAAAACAUAGUAAUUGAGAAAUGCGGGUUGUUUAUAGACAAAGACCACUGUUUUCUUGGUGCUUCUCCAGACGGCAUCUGCGAUGAAGGGGUAGUGGAAAUUAAAUGCCCAUUUUCCGCAUUUGGUGUCGACCCCAACGAUGCGAUUAAGAAUAAAAAAAUUAAGUGUUUCAAAACAGACAAAGCCGGGAACUUUGUCAUGGAUAUGAACCAUGAGUGGUUUUAUCAGAUUCAGGGACAACUGCAUAUUGCAAAUAAACCUAUUUGUGUAUUUGCAAUAUGGACUAGCCCUGAAUUCUCUAUGAAAGUUGUAAGAGUGCCCAAAAAUGACGAUUUCUGGGAACAGAAAAUGUUACCAAAAUUGACAAAAUUUUACCAUACUUGUGUCCUUCCAGAAAUAAUAGAUCCGAGAAAAUCACGUUCCAUGCCAAUCAGAGAAAUAAAACUCUAGAUAUAUUGUCUAAAUUGUCUUCGAUUACCGCUUACCGCGACACUUACACGACAUCAAAGUAGUUUUAACUAUAAAACUCCC